AUCCGGGGGCCAACGGAGGUGCAGCGUGGACGCGAUCGAUUGCAACAUUAUUAGCCCGCGAUUCCGGCCGCCGUCAUCGAUCGAACGCUACUCCAAGCCUGAUUUCCAUCACAAUGACGAAUAGAUGUCAACUGUUUGCCCUAUUGUGGCUCGUGUCGACCGUCGCGGCCAUUCCGAUGCGCCCCAGCCAGCUAGUGUCCGCGAUGCAGAACGUGCAGCGUCAGUACGAAGGACGCCAGGCCAAGGAUGCGGCCGGUUUGCUGCAGGAACUGACCGAAGAAGCACCCCAGGAGGGUGAAAAGGAGGAAACCGGGGCCAGUGACGGUACGGAGCAAACAGCGGUCCCAGGUGCAUCGACCAAACAGGCACCGGUGGCCAGCGCUCGGAAGCAAAAGAUGCUCGGUUAUUACGGACUUUACGCUCCGCCAAUCCCAGCAGCAUACGGCACUCCCUAUGGUUACCCGUUGUACCAAUCGAUGCUGGACUACUACGAUGAUUACGCGAUGCCGGUCGAUAACUAUCCGAGCUUGAAUAUGCUGGCCAACAUGCAGUCCUAUCCACCGAACAUGUACGCCAACAUGCCGAGCAGUGUGGCCGCGGCCUACCAAUCACCGCUGGCCGGUGCCGGCCCUCUAUCACCCAACCUCCAACAGCAACUCAACAGCCUACUCCAGCAACAGGUGCAGCAGCAGCAACAGCAACAAUCGCAACAAUCACAACAACCGCAGCAAGCGACGAACCCACAGCUGGCUAAUUUGGCGAACCUCGAUGCAAAUGCGGCCUCUCUCGGUAGCUUCCAGAGUUUGGCGGCCAGCUUUGCGGCCGGUAACGACCACUACCAGGGGCUGGAGGAUGAGGACAUCCUCUCCCGGCACAGCCAAGCGUCGAGACGGCGUCCGGGGCAGGUGAAGAAUUCGCCGAUCUACUACAUCCGGUUGCCACCGACACCGUACAUGUUUGUGCCGGGCGUCGGCUACAUCUCGCAACCACCGACCAUCCAACCGAUGGCCGCACCGAUCCCACAGUACCAGCAACUCCCACCGCCCGUCACGAUGAGUCCGUUCUAUCAGCUGCCGAUCAAUUUCGUUUCGAACGGCAAACCGUCCGGUAUUUACCAGUGGAACGGAGGUCCAGCGGCGGCUCCGGCACCGGCACCACCACAGUUCGCCCUGCCCUACCCGAGACCACCGCGACCGGCGUACGUACCGCAGGCCGGUUUCAUCCAGGACUCGAAGAUCACGCACCUGAAGGGUCCGUUCCUGUUCAAUGGUCGGCCAGAGGAGAUUUUCCUGCUGCAGAACGCGUACAAUCCGCUGUUCCAGAGUCCGCUCGCUGGUUACUACUAGGGGCGGUAGGACGGGAGCUGCCGAUGGUGCCGAUUGGUUGCAGGCCUUUGGUCAUGUCAGUUGGCAUCAGCAGCAGGACAUCACAACGCGGCAUUAUUGCAAUCACCGGAAGAAUGAUUAAUCCGAUAACGCACCAACUAGAACACACAUACAGACACUCACACACACAUACAACUCAGCUGCAGAUAGCUGGCCAGCCAGUCGACUGUUCAGUACUGACCAUCUUGGAAUUAGGUUAACGGAUUUGCGUUUAGUUAGGAAGGGCAAAAGCUCGAGCUAGGGAGGGAAAGUCACGCUCCACUCCGGCCACUAUAGGCCACGUGCCGUACGGCAUGCCACAUAGAGUGACACGAGACCGAGAACGAGAACGAGAGAGAGAAUUAGAGAGACAAAAAAGGAAAAAAGAGAGAAAGAGGGCGCUAGGAUAAUAUUCGAAAAACAAAAGGCUUGGAGAAACGUUUCGCGGAUGGGUGGCUAGUACCGGAAAGGGGCUCUAAAUGGACCAAGAGUUGAAGGUUUAGUGUACAGAACUAUGGGGAGGUAGCGGGAGGCGACUGUGGUUCCGGUGCCCUGUCCAUUUCCAUUCGGUGAAACGUUUCUUCGAACGAAACACUUUGGGGAACAUUCCGUUGUUGGAAAUACGUUGAAUAGAAGAAAGAAAAAACAAUACUCGUCGUCUUUUGAUCGCCACAACGAAGGACAUGCGCGAAUGCAGAACCUAGUGAUGUAGGAGCGGAGUAGCGAUAGCGGAGUAACGUAGUAGUUGUAACGCUGUAACUAAUAUAAAACGAUGCUUAGAA
Messenger RNA from Anopheles darlingi, 2146 nucleotides. RefSeq lists its product as uncharacterized. Lineage: Eukaryota; Metazoa; Arthropoda; Insecta; Diptera; Culicidae. Bases 114 to 1346 code for a protein of 410 amino acids. The transcript is spliced from 2 exons. The record is from RefSeq and is a predicted model, not a curated record.